AUAAAAAUAAUGUUUCUCGAUCAGUCAUUGUUGAUGAUGAUGAUGAUAAUAAUAAUAAUAAUAAUCAUUAUCAUACAGAAGAAAAACAAAAAUGUGAUACAAACACUCGAGUCAAAUCUAAAACAUUAAUAAUAACAAAUGAUAUUGAUGGCAAUACUAAUAAUAAUAAUAAUAAUAAUAAUGGUGAUAUUGUUAUUGAUGUUGAUAAUGAUGAUGAUAAUAAAAGUGUUACACCGGAAUCUGGUCACAAUAUUAACGAUGUGUAUGCUGAUGUUCAAUCACCAUCAUCAUCAUCAUCAUCAUCAAAUGAUAAAAUUAAAACAACAAGAUCGGAUAAUAAUGAUUCACAAAUGAAACAAUUAUUAAAAUUUAUUGAAAAAUCUUCACCCGAAAUGCUUUUUCUAUUGGAAAAAAGUGCUCAGCUUAGUUAUCAGAUGGCAUUGUUUGAACGAAAAUUAGAUUAUUUGAAGAAAAUAUUUACGAAUGAAAAUAAAAACAAUAAUAAUUGUACGGAAGAAAAUAAUGAAUCAUUGCUUUGGUCAAAAGUGAUCAAUCGUACACGAGCAUGGAUUGCUGAUUGUCGUAAAAAGAAUAUCUUUCUUACUAAUUAUGAAUUGAAACCAUUGGUGAAUAAAAAGUCGAAAAUAAUAUCUGAAGAACAGAUAUUAGAUGAAUGGAAAACAUUGGUAGCUAAAAAUAAUAAAGAACGAAAACCAAUGAAAAUGUUUAAUGUUGAUUCAUUGGCUACGAUGAACGAACAAAAUGUAAUUGAUGCUGCUGAAACUAAUGAAUCGUCAUCAUAUGUAAGUCUUUCAUCUAAAGAUGAGCUAAUAAUGUUGCUCGAUCAGAUUGCUCAAUUUUCAUCAAACAUCAUAUAUCAAUCUCGUAAAAAUCAAUCUAAUAAUUUUUAUGAAAAUAAUAAUUUGAAACAAGAUAACGAAAAUGAUGAUAUUGUUGAUCUCAAUCGUAGUGCAAGAGAUGGCACUGCAAUCAAUGCUGUUAAUGAUGAUGAUAAUGAUGAUUCAUUGAUUCGGAAUCAAAAAAUUAAUGAAAAACAAAAUGGAAGCAUUCAUGAUAAUAAUAAUAAUCAUACUCAAUCAAUAAUGAAAGAUGAAAUAGAUCCAAAAUCAUUUUUACAUCGAUUAUUGACAAAUAAUCGAAUGAAUAAUGAUGAAAAUGAACAGAAUAGAGAAAAUGAACAAUUAUUGGAACAAUUAAAGCCGGAUAUAUUGAAAGCAUUAGUACAGAUAAUCAAAACCAAUUCACUUCUAGUCCAAGUUCAACGUGAAUUCGAUAUACUUAUGUGUGCACAUUUGAAAUCUUAUAGUCGUUCGUUAAGUAAACAACAACAACAACAUCAACAAGGUGCACAUCGUCAACGUCAUAAUGAAGUUAAUCAAUUUAUACUGGGAACAUCACCAUCAUUAUCAUCAUCAAUGCCAUUCUCUUACAAUGGUGGUGGUGAUCAUCAUCAGCAUCAGUUAUUAGCGAAACGAAUUAAAUCCAAUUCGCCAAACCAGCAUAAAUUACGAACACAUCAACAGCAACAACAAUCGCAAAAUUUUGUUAUCAAUAAUAAUGGCAAUAAAUCAAUGACAGCUAGUCAUCAUAAUUACAAUUUCUGCAAUAAUCCAAAUCAAAUAUUAAAUCAAAAAUUUUCACAAACACAACAAACAAAUCGUAUGAUGAAUGAUGAACUUUCACAAUAUGUUGGUGGUGAUUGUUGUAUGGGGAAUAAAUUAUCACAGAAUAAUAAUUUUGUUUCGGAUGGUGAUUCUGGUGGUGAAUUUACGGCAACAACCGUUACAAAUGAAUUUAAUCAAUGUAUUACUGAUGAUGAAUUAUCAUCAUUAUUAAAUCAGAUUGCUUUGUGUUCGCAGAAAAUCAUUGAACAAAGUGGAAGUAUUACUGGUACCAAUUUAACUAAUACUACAAAUAGUUCAAGUAAUAAUAGUACAAGCAGUAGCGGAUGUUGCUGUAGUACUAGUAUUGAAGCAAAAUGUUGUAGUAUUAACAAUCAUAAUCAUAAUCAUCAUCAUCAUCAUCAUCAAUCGACACAACAACUUCCGAUAACUCCAUCAACGUUAGCUCUUCGAUCACAACAUCAUCGUCAAAUUGGUAAAGAUCCUUUAUCAACAUAUAAUGAUCAAAUGAUGAUGAAUCCACAAGAAAUAUCAAUGAAUAAAUAUUAUUGUAUGAAUCCAACUGGUUCUGUACAAGAUCUUGCACGUUAUCAUAUGAAUUAUUCAUCGCCAAUUAAAACAAACGCAAAUUCUAUGUCUUUCAAUCAUCUUAAUCAUCAUCAUCAUCAUCACAAUCAUUUAUUGAACCAUCAUGAUGAUAAUAAUUUAGAUUCACAUCAACAAAUAUUCAAUGAUUCGAUGAAAAAAUUUGAUAAUUGUUAUUCAUCACCAUCAUCAAAAAGAAUUUUACAUGAACAAUAUCUUGGAUGGCCAUUGGAUGGACCAUUAUUCGAUCGUGUUUCAAACAAUAUGACUGGAUUCAUGCUUUCAUCACCAAGAUUUGAUAUGAUGUCUCCACUUGUUGAUCAGAAUCAUCAACAUUAUAUGGCCAGACAUCGUACAAAUAUUGGUCAACAACAUUAUUUUCAUCAUCCAGAUCAUCGACAAUCCGAUGGUCCAUGUAUGAAUGGUCAAAUAAAUGAUUGUAUCAAUCCUACCAGUGCAUUUAUAUUCGAUCCUAAUGUUGAUGUUGAAAGUUUUUUAAUGGAAGUUGAAAAAGAAUUGGAUGAAAAUCGUUUUACAUCGGCACCUCCAUUUAUGAACCCUGUAUCAUCUGCAUCUAAUUUUGAUAAUGGAACACCAACACAUCAUAAUAAGAAUGGCUAUAAUAGUCGAUCAUCUAAUCAUCAUUAUCGUUGUUCAUCUAUGAAUCGAUCAUCUAUCCUACGAGAUGAACCAUCUUUUUGUUGUCAACGAACAUCAACAAUGCAACAAUCACCAUCUUCACAGUUACCUAUGGCUGAACAAUUGAAAUGUGGUCCAGGAUUAGCAUCUUAUUCGUCACCUCUAGUCACCAAUAAUGUUGUAUGUAAUGCAACUUCAACAAUGCAUUCACCUUUAAUAAAUUCAAUUCAUUUGGAUCGACAGAAGCAUUAUAAUCAACGAAAUCAUUAUAAUCAUAAUAAUAAUAAUAAUAAUCACCAUCAUAUAAAUUGUUCGAAUGCACGAUGUUUAGAUCACCAAUCGUUGAUAUUAGCAGGCGGUAAUUGGAAAUUAAGCCAACGAAAUUCCAUAAAUGAUUUUGGUCGUUUCAAUAUAUCAUUAAACAAUCUAUCGAAUAAUCAAAUGAAUGGACAUCAACAUCAUUUUCCAUCAACAAUACAAUCAUCGAUGACCAAUGGACAUUCAAUACCACAGCUAUCAUCAUUAUCAUCAUCAACGGCAACAAAUGCAACUAUGAUGAAAGAUCAAACAAAAUUUUCUUAUGAUCUUUUGGAUGAAUAUCGAACACAAGUAUCAUAUCGUGUUAAUGAAGAAACUGAUCGACAAUUAAAAGAAAUUGAUCAAUGGCUUUAUAAACACCUUGACCAAUCUCAACAACAACAACAACAAUCACCGAAUCUAAUAAACAAGAACAAUAAUAAUAGUAGUCAUUUGCAUUUAAAUCAAGAAAUUGGAUCCGUACAACAACAACAACAACAACAAAAAUCGAUUACAAUGUCGACAACAGACUUAGCAAAAGAUACAUUUCAUUAAUUCAAGCAAAAAAAUUCUGUGUUUGACAUGUUAUUCCAUUCUUUCUUUAUUCAUUCAUUUUUUUUUAAAUUACAAAAUUUCAAUUUUCAAUGACUAGCAUUCAACAGAUUUACAUUUACAGUGCCAAUUUACCACAAAUCAAUGACCAGAUUUUGCAUAAUCAGAUAAUAAGUAUUUUAGACAAAAAAAAAACAAAACAAAACAACAACAAAAAACUGUUCUAUAAAAUCCAUAUGUAACAAUUUUUGAUUGUUUGUUUUUAAGCGUUAAUAUUUUUUUUUGGGUCCAAUGAAUUUCCUAU
Dermatophagoides pteronyssinus (European house dust mite) is the source of this 4020-nucleotide messenger RNA. RefSeq lists its product as uncharacterized. NCBI's taxonomy places the organism in Eukaryota, Metazoa, Arthropoda, Arachnida, Sarcoptiformes, Pyroglyphidae. The record is from RefSeq and is a predicted model, not a curated record.